CGCUCGGUAUCAGUACGGAAUUGGCACGUCCAGUCGUACAUUGCCACGGCUAGCCCGACAGCGUCCACGUCCUACGAUGGCCCAGGAGCAAGAGGUGAUGUUCAAUGGAGAACUCUGGAUUGAUUCAAUGCACCUGUGAGAUAUUUGUCAGCGGGAGCAUUCCCAUUACGUACGCACAUUGUUGCCUCUACUUCUCGAUCAUUCGCAUGGACUCGUAUAGAACGGAUUGGCUUUUCAAUAUUGCGAGUCGUUCUGCGCGUAGCGCACGACAGCAUCAUUUUCACCUGGCCCAGUCGUUUUUAGUGCCUUGUGUUAAUGAUCAUGCUCAAACAACGCAUUUGCUGCAAGCUGGUGAUCUCUCGGUCUCAGCACUCUGUGCAAUCAUACAAGCGUCUACCAUCACGCUAGCGCUGAACUGCCAUCGAACAACAUGGAAAUACAUGUGUAGCAUCACCUGAACGUUUGAACCCUCAACUUCUCUUUUCUGCCUCACCUGAGCCUGAGCUUCAUUCACAGUCCCCAUAUCCCCACACACCACCUAACCCAUCCUCGAUCCCUCCCGUUUUGCUUCAUCACCAUGCCCGGCAGCUUAGAAGGCCGAUAUAUCAAACUCGAAGGUAAGUCGCUCCAUACCACCUUCGUAUCUAUUUCGUAUCCUCACUCCCUAUCUACAGUUAUCAGCGGACAAGAUUUUCAGGUU
Messenger RNA from Suillus subaureus, 700 nucleotides. RefSeq lists its product as uncharacterized. The coding region runs from base 105 to 458 and encodes 117 amino acids. The record is from RefSeq and is a predicted model, not a curated record. NCBI's taxonomy places the organism in Eukaryota, Fungi, Basidiomycota, Agaricomycetes, Boletales, Suillaceae. The transcript is spliced from 3 exons.